CGAGUUUAAAGAUAGUUUUACUCUAGCUUCUGUUUUGUUUCUCUUAUUUCUCGGAAACAUGUGAUCAGAGUUAUCGCGCAUUCUAUGCGUAGAUCUGGUGAUUCUUCAAGGCCGCAAUCCUGGCUUCUAAUACUAGCUAUCAGCGCGAAGACGGUAUUCCCUUGUUCCAUAGCACUACCAUAUGGCCUACUUUCCAGGCAUACUCGGAAAAUUAGAUCUCAAAAUAUCUCCUAUAAUAGGCACACUCUAGCUCUUUACUCUACUUACAGGACUGUCCGCAUUGGGACGGGACCGUCCACCAUCCUGCGCAUUCCUGGCUAGGCAGCUUGCUCAUCAAGCUACUUCAGCCACCUUGCCCUCGUUGUAAGCCUGUAUAGGGAGCGGGCCGGCAAGUGCCAUGGAAUAUUUUCCAAGAAUGCGUCCCACUCAACUGCAGCCGGUCCGUCUUCGGUCUCGAGCCCUUCUUAUCGGGUCCCCCGUCCACCCCUUGGUUGGCCCUGUCAACGAUGUCCGUAUAAUGGAGAAACUGCUAUCGCUUUACAACUUUUCGGUCCAGAAAUGCCUCGGAGCCGAUGAUGGUCCAUUUCCAGCCACAAGAUCGGGCAUUACCUCCGCCUGGCAGAGACUUAUAGAGCAGACGGGGCCAUCUGACGCCGUCGUCAUUUACUAUUCUGGCCAUGGCGGCCUCACCGAAGCGGACGGAUCGGAAUGGGGCGACCAAGCGCGCAGGUUGCAGUAUCUUGUUCCGGUUGACUUCGGGGAAACAAAGAUUGGAGACUGGAGAGGUAUCUCUGACGCAGAUAUAAGAGAUCUACUAUAUCAGACCACCCAAAAGACCAAAAACGUGACCAUUAUCCUUGACUGCUGCCACGCGGCGCACAUGGCGAGGGGCCUAACCUCGGUUAAGACCAUCGACCCCAACGACUACCGUCACGUCAUAUCACAUAUCAGGAAGAUGCUGCCGGGGAUGUUAUCCAAGCACGACUUCCAUCACGAGCGCAACCCCCACGUCAUCUCCGUCGUUGGCGCGGCAAUCUCCGAGUCCGCCUACGAGAAGCAGUUCCCGAACGGCGAGCGCAUGGGAGUUCUGACCGAAGCGCUAUCAGAAACGCUCAGGUCUUGUGUCGACUCGGGGCUGCCAUGGCGUGAUAUCAUGUGCCGAGUGCGCGACCGUAUGUCGCGGACCUGUCCAGAACAGUAUCCGGACAUCGAAGGCCCGCAGGACCGUUUACCGUUCCAGGAGAGGACCGCCUCCACGAAAACGGCGCUCUCAGCAGCCGAGACGGCUCCUGGCGAGUUUCUCCUCAGGGGUGGGACUCUCCACGGUGUGGCUCAUGGGGACAUUUUUGCUAUCAUGUUGUUCGAGGAGAGCGGAGGCUUGGUAGAACAGAACAUGCUCGCGGAGGCCGAGGUGAUGAGCGUCGGACCUACGCAAUCGAGAAUUAAGCUGUCAUGGAGAAACGGAGGACCUCACCUACCCGCCGGAGCCAAGGCGUUCAUGUGGAAGAAAUCAAUUGGCGUACUCCCGAUCCACGUCUCCGGACGCGGGGAUUUCGCGCACAAGCUGCGGGAACAUUUACGAUUGUCGCCACUCAUCCGCCCUUCAGAACCAAUUGAUGAAGUCGAGAGUAUAGCCAAGAUUGAGCAGACCGGAAACCGGGUUAGGAUAUGGCAUUAUCGACACUACUUGCUCCGAGACUGGGAGAUCGGCCGGGAUGGGGACCUCAGCCAGCUCGUCUGCAACUGCGUCUUGGUGCUGGAAUCAUUGGCCCGGGCGCAGCAUUUACUAGAUCUGCGGAGCGAGCCGUCCGAAGAGCUUUCAGGGAUGACACUACGUUAUGAGAUUGGAUCCGUUGAGAACGGGAAGCCUAGGCCUUAUCCCGCAUCGGACGUGACACUACCUGAAGGAUCUAGGAUGUACAUCUCUGUGACCAACACAGGCUGUCGGACUUUGUACUUAUUCCUCUUCGAUAUCUGCGCAGACUCUGUUGUCCUCCUCUCGAACGGGUCACCCAGCGGGGUCCAACUCUUGGCAGGGAAGACGUUCCGGUUCGGCGAGGUUGACACUACCGGCGAACUUCGCGGUUCGCACGUUGGGUGGCCACCUGAUGUUCCCAAAGACAGCUUGAUCCCAGAGACUAUCCUCAUUGUGUCGACCGAUGAUAAAAUCGACCUCCGGAACCUGGAGACCGGACCUUGGUACGCGGGACCGGAGAAGGGGCGACGGCACGGGUCUGACACAGUGUUGGCGGUUCUCGUGGACUCGAUCGCAUUCGGCGACCGCAUAUCUCCGCCGGAGACCCGGUCGUAUAAGCACAUGGCCUACCGGUUGGUCCAGUUGCCCUGCCAACUAGCAUCUAACUCUUCCUAGUAUGUAUCCAUCUACUCAGAGUUUGUUACAAUAUCUAUCUUCAUUUGUAAUUUUAUCCAGAGUGGGAUGCGUCGUUCGCAGGGGUAUCGCAGACCUCCUGCCGGGAGUCCCGGUAACAUGGAAACAAUCGAAGGUGUCGUCAGGUUGCCCAACCAGAACCCCGCUAUAUCGCAUGAUGAAUUACACCUAAGUAUUACCCUUGUAUUCGUACAUGGUAACGCAGACAGGGAGAGAGUUGACUUUCAUGCAAGUGUUGUUAGGAUCUGGAAUAUGUACGUGGAAAGCUAGACGUGAUGUGGGGUAGUCGUCAUUCAGUAUGGCAAAGAAUGGGCUCUGAUGCUUGACUUCAUUGCUAGAUACCAUGGAGUAGUACAAUUACUAGUUUUAUAUAUUCCAACCCAUCAUAGAG
Truncatella angustata is the source of this 2780-nucleotide messenger RNA. Its product is annotated as caspase domain-containing protein. The transcript has a single exon. Gene Ontology annotation, biological process: proteolysis. The record is from RefSeq and is a predicted model, not a curated record. Bases 398 to 2371 code for a protein of 657 amino acids. NCBI's taxonomy places the organism in Eukaryota, Fungi, Ascomycota, Sordariomycetes, Amphisphaeriales, Sporocadaceae. Gene Ontology annotation, molecular function: cysteine-type endopeptidase activity.